AUGCCUCUUGAACAACUUGAACAUAGAGGCUGUUGCAUUAAAGAAAAUUCCCUUGUGGUGAACUUUCCAAUCGGAAACGAUAUAGAGCAGGAUGAGGGGGCUUAUAAAGAGAUUCCCAUCACUCAUCACGUGAAGGAGGGCUGUGAGAAGGCCGACCCCAGUCAGUUUGAGCUGCUCAAGGUUUUGGGACAAGGAUCUUUUGGGAAGGUGUUUCUUGUGCGGAAGUUAGUGGGUCCAGAUGCUGGCCAGCUGUAUGCAAUGAAAGUGCUCAAAAAGGCCUCUUUAAAAGUGAGGGACAGAGUUCGCACAAAGAUGGAAAGAGAUAUUCUGGUGGAAGUCAACCAUCCUUUCAUUGUGAAAUUGCACUAUGCCUUUCAGACAGAAGGGAAACUCUAUUUAAUUUUGGAUUUUCUCAGGGGUGGGGAUGUAUUUACUCGUUUAUCCAAAGAGGUAAGCAUCUCUCAUGUGUUAUGCUUUUAACCUAAAUUCCCUGCCUAAUUUAGAUCCCCAGAUCGAAAUUAAACAAUUUGAGGUGGUUUCCCAUACAGGGCUUAACACUAGUCCUAGACUAAAUAAAUGUCUAAACUGAAAACAGCUCCGAUCCAAACCAUUCUGGGGCACCGUUGACUAACAUUUUAAUAUUUUCUACUUUGGUAAAUGGUAAAUGUAAAUAUUUACAUUUCAUGGUGGUGUGGUAUUACA
This is a messenger RNA of Triplophysa rosa, 702 nucleotides long. Its product is annotated as ribosomal protein S6 kinase alpha-6-like. Gene Ontology annotation, molecular function: ribosomal protein S6 kinase activity; ATP binding. The transcript has 5 exons. The record is from RefSeq and is a predicted model, not a curated record. NCBI's taxonomy places the organism in Eukaryota, Metazoa, Chordata, Actinopteri, Cypriniformes, Nemacheilidae. Gene Ontology annotation, biological process: protein phosphorylation. Bases 1 to 480 code for a protein of 159 amino acids.